Messenger RNA from Exophiala aquamarina CBS 119918, 4191 nucleotides. RefSeq lists its product as uncharacterized. Bases 1 to 4191 code for a protein of 1396 amino acids. The transcript is spliced from 2 exons. The record is from RefSeq and is a predicted model, not a curated record. Lineage: Eukaryota; Fungi; Ascomycota; Eurotiomycetes; Chaetothyriales; Herpotrichiellaceae. Gene Ontology annotation, molecular function: RNA-directed RNA polymerase activity. Gene Ontology annotation, biological process: siRNA processing. Gene Ontology annotation, cellular component: nuclear RNA-directed RNA polymerase complex.
AUGGCAUACCAAUCUUCUUCCGCUCGGCGACCAGCACUUCAUGGAAACAUUUCAAAUGGAUCUCCAGGUCGUCUGAUUGGCGAGGAAUGGAAGAAGUGGGCAGUUGUCAGAGCCUCCAUCCCUCGUCUACCGGAGGGCGUUAGUACGUGGGAUAUCCAUCGAAACCUCCACCGGUAUGGAAAGAUCGACUUCAUUCGAAUCAAUGAAAGUCGACAGGGCAAUUUCACAAGUGGAGCGUCAGUGACCUUUAAGCCACCGCCGCGUAGAGCUCCUUGGGAGUACAAAGGGGGCGUUGAGUUCAUCUUCAAAAAGAAAGAAGCCGAUCCCGUGACAAAAGUCGUCACAGAGAUCGAGCAAAAGCAUACAAUUAUUGUCCUAUUGGAAAGAUAUCAGACUCCAGAAGCACUAAUUGAAAGCCCUGUAAGGCCCGGGAUCAAGUAUCCCGCGGAGAUGACCCUCUUGGGCGAUUCCAUUGAUUUUGGAUAUUUGGUCAACGAAGACCGAAUGGCUGUCCUCGCAUCGAGAGAUGAUCGCACGCCUCACAAGCACUCCGUCCGCCUAAUCUUGAAUCUCAAGAGGAGGGAGUUGGCGCUUUAUUUUCCCACCACACUUGAGUCAAGAGGAAAGACUGCUUCCAGACUGUAUCGAUUUUUCGUUGCUCUGGAUGACCAAUUUUCAAUGUGUGACACCUUUGACGGCAAGGACACAUCUCUCAUCAUUCAUGUCAGGCAUCCGCCGUGGUAUUCUCGGCAACUCAAGGAAGCAAUGCAGUUGAGCCAUGACCCCCUGUCACGCAAAUGGGGCAUCGACGAUACCUGGGUUCGUCAGACCGACGUUGUGAAACAUAAAGACAUGUAUGCAAUCAUCAAUGAGACGCCAAUCUCUGUACGCAAGGAUGGGAAUUCGAUCGACAUUUCACGUUGGACGACGUUCCGUUUCAAUGUCAAGUCUGAACGGGCAGAUCAUGGAAGGCGACCUAAUCCACUGCAAGAAGUCCUUAAGGCACUAAAAGAUUUCAAUAUCCGCGUGACCGAAAAUCCCGCUUUCGGAGUUCAGAACAGUGCACAAACGGAAGCGUCAAUCUGGAACGUCCUGCAUACUCCCCUCACGAUACGCACACCAGGGUCCAUUUAUCUCGACUUCCAGGUGCGAUACCAGCUUGAAGUAUGCAUAUCAUCUGGAUGGCUGAACGAAUACCUCAUCGACAUGGCAUUUUUGAAACGUCUCUCAGAAAUGGAGCCUCGAAUUGCGAAGCGGAUGCUCGUCCACAUUGAUACUCUUCAACAUCGUGUCUACAACCCCAUGGACAUUUUUGAUGACAUUCGUUUCCAGAGGCCGGUCAAAGCUCGGCCAUUACCUGCUAAUUGCCAAGAGCUGCUUCAUGCAACAGUCACAGCAACAGGCUUAAUUCUCCAUACGCCUUCUAUCGAGCUAACAAAUCGCAUCAUCCGCAUGUAUCGACAAUGCUCGGAUCGCUUUUUACGUGUGCGGUUUGAAGAUGACUCCUACCGUGGCCAGACGAGGCUGUUCCCUGCCACAAACAACAAAAUGGUGCUAGUAUUCGAGAGAGUUCGGCGUGCAAUGAGGAAGGGCAUCGUAGUUGCGGGCCGUCACUACGAAUUCCUCGCCUGGGGCAAUUCGCAGCUUCGAGAGCACGGAGCCUACUUUUUCGCCUCAGACCCGGCAGACGACAUCACGGCCGAGACUAUUCGUGCUAGGAUGGGCACAUUUGACGGCGAAAAGAUUGUUGCAAAACGCGCGGCUAGAAUGGGCCAAUGUUUCUCUACCACUAAACCCGUUAAAACUAUAGGUGGUAAGAGGCAAUGGCACAAAGACCCAACCUCGGAUAUCAUAAACAAUAAUUAUACCUUUACCGAUGGUGUGGGCAGAAUUUCCUCCGCUGCUGCUGAAAUGAUUCAGCUCGAGCUCAAGAUCCCUGGUCCUUCACCUCCAUCCGCAUUUCAGUUUCGUCUGGGGGGCUGUAAGGGUGUCUUGGCUAUUGAUACAACGCUGAGUGAUGUGAACAUCCUAAUCAGACCGAGCCAGUUCAAGUUUGACAGCGACUCUGACGAACUUGAAAUCAUCAGAGUUUCCGAGUAUUGGCAGAGCUUUUUAAAUCGACAAUUGAUUCUCGUCCUGUCAGAUCUAGGUGUAGUAGACGAAGUCUUCUUGCACAUGCAAGAGGAUUGCAUUACAGCUCUGGAUCAAGCAUUGACGGAUGAUGAUGCCGCGCUGAGAUCACUGAGGGAGAACGUCGAUCCGAACCGGAUGACGACCAGUAUCGCCAAUCUUGUUGAGGCUGGACUCCGGACCGAACCAUUUGUGAUGUCUCUCCUUAAGCUCUACCGCGCUUGCACAUUGAAAUAUCUAAAGGAAAAGGCCAAGAUUCCCAUCUCAAAAGGUGCGUUUGUUUUAGGAGUUGCCGAUGAGACCCAGAGCCUUAGAGGAUAUAGCCAGGAGAGGUUAGCCAAGGCAUCCACGCGAGAGGAAAUGGUCAAGGCUCUGCCCCAGAUUUUCCUUCAAUAUACCGAUCAGUGCACGGGAAGGCUCUGUGUGGUCGAAGGGGUCUGCAUCGUUGCUCGCAACCCUUCCUUACACCGUGGUGAUAUUCGCGUGGUGAAGGCCAUCGGUGAAUGCGAAAAAUUGCAACAUCUGCGUGAUGUUCUGGUCAUGCCUACUGAUGGCGAUCGCGAUCUACCUAGCAUGUGCUCUGGUGGUGAUCUGGACGGGGACGACUACAUCGUCUCUUGGGAUCCAAAUCUUAUUCCACCAGAAUGGAACGCUGAGCCAUUUCACUAUCACGCACCAACUCCUGUAACAAAGGAUAACAUAAAGACCGAUGACAUCAUCAAUUUUUUCCAUGAUUAUCUACAGAAUGAUUACCUGGGUCGGAUCGCGCACGCCCAUCUUGCUGCGGCGGAUUUCCUGGAUCAAGGCAUCCAAAGUCAGCAAUGUCUUCAACUUGUCAAUCUCCACUCGAUGGCAGUGGAUUACCCGAAGACUGGUGUCCCUGCUCAAAUGCCUCGCGAUCUAGAACGUGACCAAUGGCCGCACUUCAUGGAGAAGAAAGGUCGACAUGAGUAUAGAUCUCCCAAAAUACUCGGGAAAUUAUAUGAUGCCGUUGAGAGGGUCAAUUUUGUUCCAAAGCUAACCGACGCGUUCGACCGCCGAAUCCUGUCCCAUAAACCAGUGCCAAGAAUUUUGGACGUUGUAAAGAACAUGAAGACAGAAUAUGAAGAAUCGAUGCUGCGAAUUAUGGCACAGCACGAAAUCUGCUCCGAGUUCGAGGUUUGGUCGACCUUCGUGCUUAACCACAGCAAGGCUGCCCGAGAUUUCAAGUUUCAUGAAGAAAUUGGCCGGCACGCCAGGACACUCAAGGAGACUUAUUACGAGAUCUUCUGUGAUGAAGCAGGUGGAAGAGAGUUCGCACACCUCGCGCCUUUCGCUGUCACCGCAUAUCACGUUACUUAUGAAGAAGUCAGGCAAGCCUUAUCAAAAGACGCAAGUAAAGACAGUAGCACGGGUUCAUCCUCUUCCUCUACGUGUCCAGAUGAUAUAGCGAGCUCCUCCGACUCUAUGUCUCAACCUUCUCCUGAAAAUUCGGAGUCGGCAAUGUCUGACACACCUAUGAUCAGUUUUCCCUGGGUUUUACAGGAUGUAUUGUGCAAAAUCGCUAUCCACACAUAUCUAGAAGAUGAUCUCGACCUUAUGAGUUCAGAGGAGCGCGAGCGACACGAUGCAAAAGUUCUAGAGAUGUUCGACAGCGGGGAGACGGUCGAUUGGUGGUCAUUUUUUACACUGCACGGUCUUGAUCCGAUACUAUCAAAGCAAAAGGAGGAAGCGCAAGAAUCGGUCAACUUUAACGCAAACGGCGUUCGUAAGCCUGACACAGCACCCUGUGGUAGCCGUCAAGAGCUAUGGAACGGACAUCUCACAGAAAACGGCCCAGAUAGCCAGGGCUCGAGCUCUACUUCAAUCGCCUCUUCAAGGGAUACUGGCAGGGGAAAGAGCACCAUUGAACAAGACUGCAAGAAAGACCACGCUACCAAUAGAUCGUCACUUGAGCUAGGCGCGACUACUCUACCAGAUGAAACAGCUCAAGUGCCCUUCCGAGAUCCAGCAUUGAUGACACCAGCAGAGAAGCUGAGGGCCCUCAACAUUGACGACGAGGACGAAGACUUCACAUUCUAG